Ailuropoda melanoleuca (giant panda) is the source of this 2826-nucleotide messenger RNA. It is a transcript of the gene TMEM179, whose product is annotated as transmembrane protein 179. NCBI's taxonomy places the organism in Eukaryota, Metazoa, Chordata, Mammalia, Carnivora, Ursidae. The transcript has 3 exons. The record is from RefSeq and is a predicted model, not a curated record. The annotation marks the transcript as partial.
CCAUCUUCUCCUGUCCUUUGCUCAAGCUCCUUCCUCUAUGCCUUCCUAAACCUUCUGGUCAGCGCCUCCGUGGUUUUCCUCGUCUUCAUUGCCAGCACCAUCGUGAGCGUGGGCUUCACCAUGUGGUGUGAUGCCAUCACGGAGAAGGGCACUGUGCCCCACAGCUGUGAAGAGCUCCAGGACAUCAAUUUGGAGCUGAGCGUGGACAACUCUGCCUUCUAUGACCAGUUUGCUGUCGCUCAGUUUGGCCUCUGGGCCUCGUGGCUGGCCUGGCUGGCCAUCACCAUCCUGGCUUUCCUGAAAGUCUACCGCAACUACCGCCAGGAGGACCUGCUGGACAGCCUGGUCCAUGAGAAGGAGCUGCUGCUGGCCAGACCGGCCCCCCGCGCCUCCUUCCAAGAGGAGAAGAGCGCUGUCAUCUAGGUGUGGGCAGGGGAGCCCGGCCCCCGGACGCCCCCCACCCUGCUCGGGGCUCGUGGCCCCACCCAGGGGAGCGGCUGGGGGCUCUGCCCGGCCCCGCCUGCACCUCACCUUGCAUGUCUCCCCUCGGCACUGUGAGACGUGAGUGACCCCGCUCACCCAAGCACCCCAUUCCCACCUGGAGCGUGGCAAUUGACUGGGGUGGGCGCUGGCCUUCAGACGGACGCACAGAGGUUGCAGGGCCUCGUCUGGACCUCGUGCACACGUAGCACGCCUGUCCCGGGGGCACUGGCCGGGAGAGCCUGGGCGGGGGCAUCCACACUCUCGGACGCCUCUGGCCAUAGGGCUUGCAGGUCCUGCCUCGGCCAGACGCCGUCUCCACACCUGCUUGCCCAGAUGUGAUUCUGUGCCUGAUCCUGUGGCAGCAGCCCGUGUCCCCAGAGUGACCCCGACCCAUGAUGGCCACUUGUCACUCUCGUCCCUUGCUUUUGAGCAGUGUGUGGGACCUGGGAGCAGGGGGCCGACAGCAGGAGGGAGCUGCCCUGCCGCAUGUUCCCCACCCUCUGGCCCUGUGCUUCCCCCAUCCCUGCCGCAGGGCUGAGUUCCCUGUGCUUCUGCUCUGUGGCCCCCGGUGGCCAGGCGGGUCUCAGCGUUGAAAGCACAGGGACAGUGGUGUUGCCCGCAGUCAGGUGGUGGCUGUGUGGUUGUCCUGGCAAGCGGUGUGGUGUCAGAGCUGGGAGUCGCGCCUGGUGCCACGGGACUGGCUGGGGUGCCCCGGGUGGCCCCAACGUGCGUCUCAUAGUGUGGGGAGGUGGGGGAGGUGGGGACAUGGGCUGGAGGGGGCCCCACCUCCUAGGGAGGGAGGGACAGGGAAGGUGCCACUGCGGGUGUCUGCAUGUGCGUGUGAGUGCAUGUGAGUGUGAAAGUGUAUGUGUGAUAUGAGGGUGUGCACACUCGUGUAAGUCUGCAUGGGAAGGGUGUGUGAGCAUGUGAAUGAGUUAGCUGCUCAUGUGAGUGUGCAGCUGUGUGGGAGCAUGCGCACAAGUGUGAGUAUGAGUGUGCACAAGAAUGCGAGUGUGAAUGUGUGCGUGCACCGGAAGGUGAGAGCAGAGAUCAGAGCGGGUGAGGACACAGCAGCUCCUCAGUACCUUCACCCCCUGGGAGGCCCCCAGCGCCCCUGGCACCCCAGUGGAGGGGCUGCCUUCCCGUUUGAUGGUGUCGGAAGCGCUGAGGGCCCCAGAGGGCACGACCCCACCCACACAGGCAGGAGAGGGGCUGGGGGAGGGGCGCUGGGCCCCCGAGCUCAGGGAGAGCCACCUGCGGCUGCUCGGCUGUGGGUCCCCGUCCUCACGGCUCGCCAGCUUCCGCCUCUGCACACAGUCCUCCGAGUCCUUGCCCUAGGCUCAGUGAGCCCUUCUCAUUCCCGGACUGACCCUCCAGCUGCCCCCACCCUCCAGGGGAGGAGAGGCCUGGCUCCCCACGUCCUCGCCUCGCGGCCAGAGGCUGGUCUGGUCUCCCACGUGGGGCACAGGGUCUCCAGAGGCCGUGGAUCUGGGCGUGGAUUGAGGUGCCGAUAGGGCGGGCCGCUUAGGCCAGGGAAGGGGGGCCGCAGGUCGCCUGUACAGAGGCCACUCAGCUGGGGGCUGUCAGCGGAGAUCGGGGCCAGGUGGAUGGGGCUCCGGGCAUCUCGGAGGCUCUCUGGCCCCAGGACCUGGCUGAGAGCGCCAGGCGCGGGGGGGGGGGUCCUUGGACGAGUCGUGUCGGCAGAACUGAGGUGCCCGGCACAUCUGGUCUCACCCCAGCCCUCGCGCACGAGCUGUGGGGAACCUGUCCAGCCCCGGAGAGCUCGGUCUGUUCGCAGGAAGCAGCCAGGCCGCGGGAGGAAGGAGCAGGGUCAGGACGUGGACUCGCGCCUGAGAGUCCGUGGCAGGCUUGGGUGUGCCCUCGGCAGCCACCACUCAGGGGCUGCUCAGAGCGGUGUGGGGCUCCUCGCUCAGGCCGGCAGAGGCAUGCAACCGCGCUCACCUGUCAGUGUCACCUGCAGGGCGGGGUGGUCGCUGGCACGGUCUGUCUCAGGCCGGCGGCACCUGGCACCUGCAGACAUCCGUGCCCGGGGCCUUCCCAGGAAGGGACAGCUGGGCCCUGCGCUGGCUGUUGGGACUGAGCUGUGAGCCCUGCAGUGGGUGGGGGUCGGGGGGACCCCGGGGCAGGACGGGAAGGGCAGGGGCCGGCCCAGGCUUCCUGAGAUGGGGCCACAGCAUCGCUUCUGCGGUGGUCCCUUGCUUCUCCCAGCUGCUGUUGGAUGACACAUCUUUGUUUUAACUCUAGUUCUGACGGAAUUGAAAGUAAUGAUUCUUCCGCUUAAGUGUAUCUAUCUCUCAAAGUCAAAAUAAACAGAGGUCCUGA